Messenger RNA from [Candida] anglica, 1195 nucleotides. The record is from the annotation of a GenBank genome assembly. Lineage: Eukaryota; Fungi; Ascomycota; Pichiomycetes; Serinales; Debaryomycetaceae.
UAAUUGGAAUCUAAUAAUGUCUGAACAAGGAGAACUUAUUGAUCAAUUCGUCUCUGUAACGAGUGCUCCAAGACAUCUUGCUGAACAAUUUCUUGCAAGAAACAAUGAUAAUUUGAUAGAUGCAAUUGAAGAUUAUUAUGCGAACCCUACUCCAACAACUCAACAGCCACUGAGUACAAAGAAACAAACAAGAACUGGCGGUGGAGUUAGUGGAGUAAGAACCUUUAGAGAUUUAAAUGAUGGAGACGACGAUGAAGAUGAUAAGACUAAUACCAAUUUUUUCACUGGAGGAGAGAAGUCAGGAUUACAAGUAGAAGAUCCAAAUAAGAAGAAGGGCCCAAAUAACCAGGAGAAGUCACUCGUAGAACAAAUCUUCCAAAGAGCUAAGGAACAAAUGGAUCAACCAGAUGAUCGUCCAUCAGCUCAAUUGGAUGAAGAUGAAGAUGAAGGAGACCACCAACCAAAGUUUUCCGGUACUGGAUUCAAGCUUGGUGAUGGAGUUGAACCUUCUCAAGAAGUCAAAGAUCCAGAAGAAGCUGCGGCCAAGAAGACUCCUGCUAAGGUUAGUAGAGAAAUCAUUUUUUGGAAACAAGGGUUUACCGUGGCAGAUGGCCCAUUACAUAGAUAUGAUGACCCUAAUAAUGCUGCCGUAUUGCAAGAAUUGAACCGUGGUAGAGUGCCAAUGUCUCUUUUGGAUGUUGAAUUUGGACAAGAUGUUGAUGUUAGUGUAUACAAGAAAACUGAUGAGGACUGGACUCCUCCAAAACGUAAACUUGGUGGAUUCCACGGACUGGGUCAAAGAUUGGGGUCCCCUGUUCCAGGUGAAGCUACCCUGGUUGUUUCCGAACCCGAACCGGUUGUCGCACCGGCUGCAACUAAUCCUACACCCCCAGAAGAAGUUGGUGACUCUCCGGUUCAAAUUAGAUUUGCAAACGGUAAAAGAGCAUCUCAUAAGUUUAACUCUACAGAUUCAAUCUCAGUUGUGUAUGAUUUUGUCAGAUCACACCCAGAUUCUACUCCAGGUAGACUGUUUAUUUUAUCCCAUGCAUUCCCCGUAAAGCCAAUUGAGGAACUGGAUGCCACCACUGUUGAAGCUGCUAAAUUGAAGAAUGCAGUAGUUGUACAAAGAUGGGUUUAAGAAUAAUGUAUAGCAAAACAGAAAAAAAUAAGAUUCCAAGAUGAUUUAAGAGUAGAG